Rotaria sordida is the source of this 1521-nucleotide messenger RNA. NCBI's taxonomy places the organism in Eukaryota, Metazoa, Rotifera, Eurotatoria, Philodinida, Philodinidae. The record is from the annotation of a GenBank genome assembly.
AUGACAGGCAUUCCAUUUGAAUCGAAAGAAAUUGCAUUACGAAAACUUGAACAGAUGACCGUUGAAUAUGCUCAAAUAAAUCCAUUUAAAAAAGUACCAGUUAUAGAAGAUUCUGGAUUUAUUCUUACUGAAAGUGUGGCAAUUUUCAAUUAUCUUUGUGAUAAAUACAAAAUGUAUAAUUGGUAUCCAACAGAUUUAAAACAACGAGCACAUGUUAAUGAAUAUGCUCAUUGGCAACAUUUAAAUUUACGUGCUACGGGAUCAAUGCUUUUUCGUACUAAAAUCAUUACACCUCGUAUAACAAAUAAACCACCCAAUGAACGUGAAUUAGAAAAAUGGUAUCAACAAUGGCAAGAAUCAAUAAAUUAUCUUGAAUCUGUAUGGUUAACUCGAUCAUCUUAUUUAGGUGGUGAUCAUUUAACAAUUGCAGAUUUACUUGGUAUUUGUGAAUUGAUGCAACCGAUUGCUGCAGGCUAUGAUUUAGAUAAACAAAAAUUUCCUCGUGUUUACGAUUGGAUGGAAAGAGUAAAAAAAGAAACGCAACCUUUUUUUGAUCAAGCACAUACUUUUCCUAUGCUAUUAAAAACUAAUAACACAUUGCUUAAAGAUAAAGAGACAAUAUUUGAGUAUUUUAUUUUGUGUAUGUUAUUAACAUCAGGUUGGUCAUUACCAUCAUCUUCUAUUGAAGAUUCAUCUUUAUUAGAUGAUAUAAUGUUAUCGACUGCAACAACAUCAAGUCAACAUCAACCAAAUUUUUGGUUUCCUGGUAGUCCAUUACCUUCAUUUUUUUCUUCAUCAUCUUCAUCAACAAUUGGAGGAACAGAGAAAAUCUCUUAUACUCAACAACCAACAACAAAUAAAAUUCUUUUUGAUUCAAGUGCAUGUAGUUCAAGUUCAGGAAGUUCACCACCUUUAUCUAAUGAUUUUCUUCUUACACGUUCAAAUCUAACACAACAACAACAACAACAACUACCACCACCAUCAACAGGAUCAACAUUAAAUUUAACACAAUUUAAUUAUAUUCAACAAAAUCAUCAUCAUCAUCCUCCAUCUGUUGUAACAUCAACAUCAAAUAAUUUUCUUCCUCGUGAUGAUUGGUCACAAAUACCAAUGGCACAAACAACAACUUCGAACACCUCCGCAUGGCAUCCACAACAUUCAACAAAAGGUGUUCCUCUUGAUAAUUCUCAAGUAACAAAUUAUUCCAGUAUGAUGACUGGUAAUGAAUCAAUAAAAGAUAUGAAACGUAAAAGUAGUCGACCAACAUUUACUGGACAUCAAAUAUUUGCAUUAGAAAAAAUGUUUGAAAAUACGAAAUAUUUAGCUGGAACAGAAAGAUCACGACUUGCUUGUCAAUUAGCUAUGAGUGAAGCACAAGUAAAAGUUUGGUUUCAAAAUAGACGUACAAAAUGGCGAAAGAAACAUGCUGCUGAAAUUCAUGGUCCAUCCGGUAAACGAAAUAAACAACAACGAAAUGAUGGAUUAAUUCCUCCGAUUGAAUCAGAUUCAAAUUCAACUUAA